AUGCUCAAGCGCUACGUCCGGGCGAUGAUGGGGCUGGCAAAAAUCUGGUAUAACCACGCGCACGACGAGCGAGGGGGCCACUCUACAGCUACCCACAGUAGCUCCUCGGUGGACCUACGCAACGCGAAGGGGGGGAUGGUGGCGUCCCACUACUUUCGUGCGAAUUCUUCUCUCCGGCAGUCGCCGCAAAACGUCGUGCAACGACAAACGAAAACGCUAUUCUCCCCCAUGAGGGAAUUCCUGCCGUACAGUAGGACAGAGCACCAGCUUCUCGCAAUGCCGUGCGAGCUUUUGCUCAUACGAUGUUGUGAGGUGGUUGAAAUUGCGCAUAACUACCAGUCGGAGCUGUUGAUUCCGCCCCUUCUGCAGCUCGCGCAGAUCUAUGAGGACGUACAGCUCUACAACCAUGCAAAAUUGAUUGUACAACGCUGUCUUGGCACGCUUUGCUGUAUCUACGAUUACGACUACCCUUGGGUGGUUCAGCUGACGGAACAUAUCAGGAGGCUUGAUGCGCUCAUGCGAAAGAAGCUGAUCCACGAAUCCGCGACAAAAAUCCAAGCAACAUGGAAGAUGUACCGCACGAUGUGUGGCCUCGAGAAUGCCCUCGGUCAUUCCACGCAUCGUCACGUGUGGAUUCCGUCAAAGUACCGCGAGAAGACCGAUUUGAGUGUAAUUGACACUUUUGUGAAAGAUAUACCCCUUACUGAGGGCUGGGAAGAAGGGGAUGCCGCAUAUUGGGGUAAGUUCAGCGUAGAGUCUCUGGGAGAAGACUCCACGCAUAGGGAACUAUUCCACGAGGCGUCAUUACAUUCUCCUGAGGACAGCAACUACUCAAACAUCGAGGUGCCUUUGAGGGCACAAGUUGCGAGCCCGAUUCACGUCAACAAGAUGACGUCCCUCAACAUGAUCAUUAAAGACAUGAUCGACACUGACGACGGUGAGACGACGUCGCUGCUGAUCUCCGAUGAACCGAUGCUCGAGACUACGCAAAAAAUCAAUACCGACACUUUUGUGCAGUGCACGGAAAUUGAUGCUGCUAUAGAGGUGCGCACCAUCACUAAGACGAAGAUACUCACGAAAAAUAUCUCGAGCAGUUAUGAAGAAAUCGAAAUCGAGACCGAAGAUGAUACAGAAGAAUUAAAAAAGGAAGAGAUAGAAGUAAGUGAAAAUCAACCUGAACCCAUACGAUGGCAAAUUACAUCGAACGUUAACUAUAAAGCAUAG
Phytomonas sp. Hart1 is the source of this 1224-nucleotide messenger RNA. Lineage: Eukaryota; Euglenozoa; Kinetoplastea; Trypanosomatida; Trypanosomatidae. The record is from the annotation of a GenBank genome assembly.